GAGAGAGUUAGGAUGGUGAACGAUGGAGAUGAUAAAAUUGAAGGGCUGUUGAGCCCCAAGUUCCGAUCGGUGGCUGCUAUGGCUGGUUGGGAUGAAGAGGCUCUUCUCAUGGCUAGUCUUGUUGUUGAAGACACACCCGAUCGCCUUCCUAAACAAAAGAAACGUUCUGAUUUGCUGCAUUUCAAGACUCCCCCAACAAAUUCUAGAAGGAAAAGAAGGGCUCAGAAAAGGAGCCCUGUAUCCAUAACUGCAACUGUUCUUGAUCUCGAAGACCAAGACACUGCAAAGCAAGAAAGCGAGAAAAAGGAGGCGGAAUCAACAUCCAUUGAGAAAUUAGACAAGAAAGGAGAUGAGGCAUUGGAAGAACAGGGUUGUUCUGUUGUUACAUCUUCUACUAAGAAUAUAGAACCAGAAUCAAUUGAGAAAGCAGACACUAAAGUAGCUGAAGCAUCGGAGGAACAGGGGUGUUCUGUUUCUUCUUCUUCUUCUGCAGCAUUUCCCUCCAUUGAUCGACUUCGUGAAGAGCUUUCUUGUGCUAUUUGUUUGGAGAUCUGUUUCGAACCGAGUACCACUCCUUGUGGUCACAGUUUUUGUAAGAAGUGUUUGCGAUCUGCUGCUGAUAAAUGUGGAAAGAAAUGUCCCAAGUGCAGGCAGCUUAUCAGCAAUGGUAGAUCAUGCACUGUAAAUACAGUACUUUGGAAUACAAUUCAACUGUUGUUUCCCAAAGAAGUAGAAACAAGAAAAGCAGCUGCAGAUUUGAGUAAUAGAGAAGCUAAACGUCAAAGUCCAGUAAGAGCUGUUGCUACUCAUUCUAACGUCACUAGCAGCAGAACGACAAGAGUCCUGCUACUUAACAGUCCAGAAUCUGGUCCUAGUAGUCAAGAAAGAAGGAAUUCUCACGCCAUGAGAAGACAAAGUGCCCGAGCUUCUGGAAUGCCAAGCAGAAAUCGAGACAUUAGCUCGAGGAGGGAGUUACCAAGUCAGGAUGGGGAUGCUGCAUUGGCGCUAAGAAUGCAGAGAGAGGAGUUCAUGGAAUCCUUCAGGACAAGAAGUUCUGCUGAUGAGCAGUACAGGAGCUCUCUUGCUCUUGCCAGAGCAAAUUUGAGGGCCAUGGCAUCAAGAGCCAUUAACAUUCGUGUUAGAGGAGGCCGUGGCUCAUAAAUUUGUUUACAAUUGCACUUGGAAUUGUGUUUUGUCUAACAUUACGAAACCUAUAUAGGUUCUUGUUGAAAAACUGAAAGGUCCUUUAACUCCUCAUGAAGUACCAUUAUCCUAGCUAGUUUGUAAUGUUCUUAUAUCAAAUACAUGUUUUGCUUUGUGUUAA
Messenger RNA from Solanum stenotomum, 1324 nucleotides. Its product is annotated as putative E3 ubiquitin-protein ligase RING1a. The transcript is spliced from 6 exons. Gene Ontology annotation, molecular function: nucleosome binding; metal ion binding; ubiquitin-protein transferase activity. The record is from RefSeq and is a predicted model, not a curated record. Lineage: Eukaryota; Viridiplantae; Streptophyta; Magnoliopsida; Solanales; Solanaceae. The coding region runs from base 13 to 1161 and encodes 382 amino acids. Gene Ontology annotation, biological process: double-strand break repair. Gene Ontology annotation, cellular component: site of double-strand break; nucleus.